Plasmodium adleri (nom. inval.) is the source of this 3384-nucleotide messenger RNA. Its product is annotated as conserved Plasmodium protein, unknown function. The coding region runs from base 1 to 3384 and encodes 1127 amino acids. NCBI's taxonomy places the organism in Eukaryota, Apicomplexa, Aconoidasida, Haemosporida, Plasmodiidae. The record is from RefSeq and is a predicted model, not a curated record. The transcript has a single exon.
AUGAUUUUUUUUUAUCCUUCCUUAAAUUUCUAUUUGUUUUUAUUUAUUAGUAUUAUUAAAUUUACCCUUUUAUAUACCAAAGAAGUAAAUAAAAAAUGGAGAGGUGCAAUUUUGGGGACUUAUAAACCUUCUUCUUCUUUAUAUAAUAAAAGAAAUAGAUAUAAAAAAUUAUAUAUCUUAUGUAAAUAUAAUAUUUUAAAAAAUGUUAAGAGUAAAAAGAAAAAGUUAUAUGUUGAAAAAAUUAAAAAUUUCGAUUCUUUAAUAGGUGGUGAAGUUGUAAUUAAGCAUGGAACAUUUAAAGAUUGUCAUGGUGUUAUAUUAGAUAUAAAAAAAACACAAAAAGAUGAAUAUGAAUUUCUAGUUGUAAUUAAUCAAAAUGAGUUAAUAAAAUAUCCAAAAAAUAUUUUAAAAAAAUUUGGUAAAAGUUAUUGGUUUAAUAUUAAAGAAUUACAAAUUCAUAAAAUUAAAAAUUCUUUUUUUAAUGAUUAUAAUAAUUUUUAUAAUCAAAAAGAACAACCUCAAAAUCAACAAGAAAAUAAUUUAAAUAAUAUAAAAGAACAAUUAAAUAAUAUUCAUGAAAACCUGUUGUUACAAUAUGGACAUGAAAUAAAUGCAGAUGAUCUUUUCAUCGAUACCUUGGAUGACUUCAACUCAAAAGUGGAUACCAAACAAAAUGUGUCUCAAUCUAUAAAUGGAGAUAUAAAUGGAGAUAUACAAAAGAGUGAUGACAAAAAUAUUUUUGAAGAUAUAAAUGGAGAUAUACAAAUGAGUGAUGACAAAAAUAUUUUUGAAGAUAUAAAUGGAGAUAUACAAAUGAGUGAUGACAAAAAUAUUUUUGAAGAUAUAAAUGGAGAUAUACAAAUGAGUGAUGACAAAAAUAUUUUUGAAGAUAUAAAUGGAGAUAUACAAAAGAGUGAUGAUAAAAAUAUUUUUGAAAAUAUAAAUGUUAAUAAUUCAUCUAAGUAUGAAAUACAAAAUAGUGAAAAAAAAAGUUCUGAGGAAAAUUUUGUAAACGAAGAUAUGUCUGAUAUUCAAUCCUUAAAAAAUUGCUACAUGAAAGGAGAUCGAAAGUACUUGCGUAGUAAUUUUUGCCAUAGUAUUAUAAAAAAGAUUGAAAAGAAUUAUAUAUAUGAAGAUUUGCUUAAUUUAUAUAAAGAAAAAAGACAUGUUUCGAAUAUGGUUGUAUGUUUUUAUAUAUUAAAACAGCUAGUAAAAAUAUAUAAUUUUGAAAAAGAUGAUAAAUAUUUUCAUGAUUUAUUUUUAAAAAAAGUUAUACACAACAAUAUUUUUGAAACAAUUUUAUUAGAUAUAAAAUAUUUUUUAGAAAAAAAAGAAAUUUAUAGAGUUGUAGAUAAAACAUGGUUAUUAUGGAUUUUAAUUAAAUUAAAUAUUCAUAAAGAAGAAAAAUAUAAAGAAAUAUUUCAACAUAUAUUAGGUCAUUUAAUUGAAUAUAUACAUUUUGAUAUUUUAAAAAAAUUAAAUACAAAAAGUUUAUGUGCUAUUUUAUGGAGUCUAGCAAAAUGUUCUUAUUUUAAUUUUAAAAUAUAUAAAAAAAUUUUAUAUUUCCUACAAAAAUAUAUUUCUAUAUUAACUUGUCAUGAUAUAUCAAAUAUAUAUUAUUCUUUAUCAUUAGUAAAUUAUAAAGAUAAUUUCUUUUUUGAUCUUCUUGAUAAAGAAAUACAAAAAAAAAUUAACAAAUUCCCUAUACAAAGUCUUAUGAAUAUAAUAUGGGCUAUGACAAAAAGUAAAAGAAAUAAUGCUUCAUUUAAAUUAGUAAAAGAUAAAUUAUUAUUUUUUUCAACCAAUUUAGAUAUAAGAAAUAUUAGUCUAUUUUUAUGGUGUCUAAAUAAAAAUCAUUAUUAUAAAGUUAAUAUUAAUUUUAAAGGAAAAAAUUUUCAACAUUUAAAUAUUAAACAAGCCAUGCAAUUAUUAAUCUUUUUUAAUUAUAAUAAAAAUAAAUAUGUAGAAUAUCUUAAAUAUGUAUUAAACUUUCUUUUACAAAAUAUUCAUGUUUUAAAUAAUCAAGAAAUCUGCUUUCUUACAUAUUCUUUGGCAAAAUUAAAUCUUUUAAAAAAAACAUUCCCAAAAAUUAAAGAACAUAUAUUACAAAGAAAUAUAAAAUAUUUUAAUAUUAUAGACAUUAAUAUGUUAAUAUUAUCUCUAAAUAAUUCAAACAUAUAUGAUAAAUCAUUAUUAACUUAUUUAUUACAAUCACUAAGAAAUAUACUCAAUCAAAAUAUUCAUAGAACCAUAAAUAAUAAUAAUAAUAAUAAUUAUUAUUAUCACAAUGAUAAUGUACUGUUAAAAAAAACUUUUAAAGAAAAAGAAAAUUGUAUCAAUUUUAAUUUCAUUAUGAAAAAUUUAUCAGAGAUGAAAUUAUAUGAUCAAACUAUUCUUUUAAAAUAUGUCUUUUUUUAUUCUAAUAAUAUCAAAAAUAUUUCACUUGACGACCUUGUUGAUUAUUUAUUCUAUACAACAUCAGUUUAUUAUCCACCUAAACCAAACAUUUCAAAUGUUUCAAAAGAGAAAUAUAAAUAUGAUAAUAAAAAAGUCAUAAAUAAUAAUAUAUACAAUGAUAAUAUGUUUAAUGAUAAUGUCUUAAAUGAAAAGGUGUAUUCCCGUUUAAUAAUAAACAAGGAUGAUAUUAUAUUACGAGAAAAAAACAUGAGAAAUAUAUAUCAUCACUAUUUAAAUAAAAUUGUUUUAUUUUUAAAAGAAAAAUUAAAACAAUUCGAAGCUCAAUCAUUUCUUGAAUAUUUGAAUUAUCAAAAUCUUGAACCUCAACAAAAUGAAUUAACAGAAAAAAUUUCAAAAAAAAAUGAUACAUUCACUUUUAAUUAUAGAAUAGAAAAAGAGGAAGAAGAAGUUAAAAAGUUAAACGAACUUAUUUUAGAUAAACAAAAUGUGGAACCACAAAAUCAUUUACAAAAUAUUAUUUCGAAUGAGGAAUUCUAUUCCUUCGUAAAUGCAAAUGAAGAACAAAAUGAAACAAAUGAUAAAAUUCAAACGAAUGAUAUAAACCAAAAGUGUCAUAAUAACUAUAAACAUAAUGAUAUAAAUGAAAAAUGUGAUAAUGUAGUCAAAAAAACUGUAUAUUUUAAAUCUCUUAAUUCAUUAAUACAUCUAUUUUAUUCAUUUUCAUUUAUGAAUGUAUUUGAUAAAAAAAAAAUCGAUUUUUAUUUCGAUAAUUUAUAUACCGUAAUCAAUACAAAGAAAAAGGAAAUGACAGCCUAUCAGUGGCUUUUAAUUAAAGACCUCAUAAAUUUAUCAAAUAUAAAAAAUAAAUCACAAUGGCAUAUGCUACUCGAUAAAGUUCAUACAUAUGUUAGUAAUGAUGAUGAACUUGAAAACCAGAAAUUCGAGACUAUAAAUAUAGAUAUUUAA